Symbiodinium necroappetens is the source of this 1923-nucleotide messenger RNA. Lineage: Eukaryota; Dinophyceae; Suessiales; Symbiodiniaceae. The record is from the annotation of a GenBank genome assembly.
AUGCUUGCAUCGGGCUGCCGCGCAUCAGCUGUUUCGCUACAGGCUCCUCCUUGUCGUGGCGAAGGCGGCGAAGGGCUCCAUGUGCUCCAAAACGGUGGGAGGUUAAGCCUCAACCAGAGCUCAGCUUCACCUGCCGGGGCCUCGUCGGUCUGGGCUGCCACAGCUUUGGGCCUCUCCUUCGUAGGGAGUCGAAGGAGGCGCAGAAGCUGCAGACUUGCGGCGGUGACGACUGCAGAGCGGACUGCGUUGCCUCCGAAAGCCCUCUCGUUUCUGCAGUCAGCGGACGAGUCUGCAACUAGUACAACUGCCCCUGGCAAGGGAGGGAAUGCUUCCCUGGAGGGGAUUCGACGGGCCGACAUGGUGUGGCAGAGAAUCAAAGAGCGGUCCGCACGAAAAGCGCAGGGAGAAGACCUGGACCCACCGAAGCAAGUAGUUCGACGUGGAGAGACGAAGUCUCCUGCAGGAAUGCAGUCUUUUGAUGUUGUGGUCUGCGGCGGCACACUUGGAAUUCUAGUGGCAAGAGCAUUGCAGAAUGAAGGGUACGCCGUUUGCAUAGUGGAACGUGGUGUUGUCCGCGGGCGUGAUCAAGAAUGGAAUGUGAAUGCUCAAGAGCUCGAGCCGUUGAUUCGGCAGGAAAUCAUCAGCAAAGAGGAAGCAGACCAAGCGUUGCAGUCCAGCUGGCCGAGUUCGCGUGUUGGCAUGGAGGGCGCUCACGCAGUUGAGUUCUAUGCUGGAGCGCUCAAUGCUGGUGUCUCGCCAAAGGUACUCGUGGAUGCCGCUCGGCGCCGAUUUGAAGCAGCAGGGGGAGUGAUCAUGGAGCAGACGAUGCUGGAUGCAAUAGACAUCUUCGAUGAUGGGGCCGUGCUGCAGUUGAGCCGACAAGCUGAAGGCAAAGUGCAGGUGAGGGCAAGGCUUGUCCUGGAUGCCAUGGGAGCGGGGUCACCGAUUGUUGCGCAGGCACGUAACGGUGCACCGCCAGAUGCAGCUUGCUUGGUGGUUGGCACCAUGGCAAGUGGGUUCCCAGCGGAAGCCAACAAAGCUGGCGACUACCUCUACGCCUGCAUGCCCAAGAAGGGGUCGAAGAAGUCUGGCCAUCAAGCUUUCUGGGAAGCGUUCCCAUCAGAAAACGGUGGCAGGGAUGGAACAGAGAGAACAACAUACUACUUCACAUAUGUGCUGCCGGGCCUGGAUAACUUGCCGUCGAUCACUGACGUAUUCGAGGAGUAUGUCGACGCAUUGCCAGAGUAUCAGAACGUCCGCUUGGAGCAGCUGGAGGUCAGGAGGGCCCUGUGUGCCAGUUUCGUCGCUUACAAGGACUGUCCUCUCCCAACGCCAUUCGACCGGGUGCUCCAAGUCGGGGAUGCUGCGGGCAUCCAGUCUCCUCUCUCUUUUGGCGGCUUUGGAGCCUUAUGUCGACAUCUCCCAAGACUGAGAUUGGCCAUCUCCGAGGCUUUGCAUGAUGAUCUUCUGAAGGCCACGGAUCUGAGCCAAAUCAAUCCAUACUUACCAAACCUCUCCAUGCAGUGGACAAUGUACAGGUCCAUAGCCCAACCACCCGAAGAUGAGCCGGAGUUUGUGACACGAAUGAUGGGAGGCAUUUUGAGCGCCUCAGCACGUUGCGGUGAUGAGGUGAUGAUGCCUAUCCUUCAAGAUGUCUUCAGCCUUGGCUCCUUGGCCCCUACAUUAGCUUCCUGGAUGUCACGAGAUCCCGCCAUAAUUCCGCUCUUUGUGCGAAGCAUGGGCGUCUCAAAUGUGGCAGCCGCUCUGAGCCACUUGGCCUCGCUGACCCUUUACACGGGCCUCUCGAAGUUGGAACCUCUGCUGCGGCCCUACGCUGACACGCUGCCAGCCGCGGAGCGCUUCCAGUGGCACCGGCGCUUCGAGGCGUGGAAGUACGGAAGUGGGUUGGACUACGAGCACUGA